Lytechinus variegatus (green sea urchin) is the source of this 6880-nucleotide messenger RNA. RefSeq names its product scm-like with four MBT domains protein 2. Gene Ontology annotation, cellular component: nucleus. Gene Ontology annotation, molecular function: transcription corepressor activity; histone binding. The coding region runs from base 241 to 5712 and encodes 1823 amino acids. Gene Ontology annotation, biological process: regulation of DNA-templated transcription. The record is from RefSeq and is a predicted model, not a curated record. The transcript has 23 exons. NCBI's taxonomy places the organism in Eukaryota, Metazoa, Echinodermata, Echinoidea, Temnopleuroida, Toxopneustidae.
CUAUUCCGGACAUGCGCAGUGUACUUUUGAGCUGCCAUCUUGGCGAAGUCACCGCAAAUUUACGUGGAAUUUGUACGGAAGAAAUUUUGUUUUUCGAACUUAAAAGAUGUAUUUGAGCCAAUAGUGUUUCAGGUGACAUGACAACAGAAAUGUGAGGCAAAGUCGAAUAGUGUACUGUGAUUCUUGUAUUGUUUCCAAAUCUUCAUGGGUUGAUGAUAAAUUUCAAUUAUUUGGAUAAAGAUGGAUGGAAGUGAAGCAGCCAACAAGCCCCAUAUGGAAACUGCCAAUGUCGACACAAAUACUGCUGGUCUUGAACCUUCACCACAGCCAUCACCUUCUGGUAUGGCAGCUGGACCGUCUGUUGUUCAAACUUCAGGGGCAAGUGAGAAGAAUGGUGGAACUGUUGGUCCUCAAGGUAUCGUUAUUCUUCAACAACCAAGACCGGGGUUUGUAAGGUCUUUCAAGCAAGCCCAAGUGCUCCCACAAAUUAAGAUGAAACCAACAGGCAUUAUGCCAAAGAAGAACAUCCUCAAGGAGAGGCCUGUGAUUGUCAAGAAACGCUUACCAUCACCAGGGUCUCCACUUCAAGGAGUGCAGACUCCACCAACAAAGACUACACCACCAGAAAAAGAGGCAGAGGCAGUAGCCUCUGCAAAGGCAACUGCUUCUGCUGCUGCUGCUGCUGCCGCUGCUGCAGCAGCUGCGAGAGCCAGGAAGACUCCACCUCCCUUCAACCCUCUGGGAUCAAACCUUGCCCCCAAACCUCUUACUCAAACCUCUGGCUCAGGUGGAACUAACUUGGUUCCAACACCUGCUGCACCUAAAAAUGUCAUACAAACAAUUAAAACUGAGGGUGCAGGAUACAUUCUGAAUCAGGUUGUUCCUAAGGGUCAGUCUCCUGUUCCGACUCCUGCACCUCCAAAAACUAGUGUUCCACAGCAACCUCCACUAAAGAAACUUGCUGUUUUGGCUGCUGCUCCUCAUGGAAAGAAUGAGAACGUGCAACAAGUUAACAUAAAGCCACUUUGCCAGGUACCUGUAAUAAGACGAGAUUCACAGUCUGAGCAGCAGCAGCAUCAACUUCAACAGCAACAACAAACACAGCAACAGCUGCAACAGCAGCUUAGACCUCUGAAAGUGUUUGUAGCCAACCCUCAAGCCCUUAGUGGAGGAGAUGGCAAAGCACAAAUUAAAACAGCUCAUAUGGACAGUUCUGGAAAAGUUCAACUCGGUAAGGUUAUACAUGGCCUCCCAAAAUCUAGACUUGUACCUGCUUCGAUAUCCCCUAAAAUUGUUGUAGGUGCACCUGUUAAACCGACACAGGCGGGUCCAGUUGGGGCACCACAACCUGUGAAAGUAUCUGGAAUUCAAACAAUUCAGCAGUCAAUCCCUAAUGCACAGCCCAAUACUACUAACCAACCACAGCAAGUAACAGUCUCAUCUGCAAAACUUCAAGGCGGUCAAUUCCAGUUUGUAGCUGCUAAUGGACAGAAAUAUGUACUUACUUCUUCACUGUUUCCCACUUUAACAACAACCUCUCAGGCCACACUUACUCCUGUACAGACCAGUGCCAGUAAUGCAAAUGCUGCAGGCCCGGUAGCUGCAGGCAACCAACCAAUUACUGUCCAGCUCAGUUCUGGUGCACAGAUAAUUCGUAAUCGGAGCUCUCAGGUCCAAUCGGGCAAAACAAGUUUACAACAGGUAUCAGGGCCAAUUGUAAAGGGUAAACCAGUGCCUGUUCAGCAGGCUCUUGCUAAGAUUGCUGCCUCUGCCCAGGUCUCUGGAGGUCAGAGAAUUCAAAUACUUCCCUCUGGGAAGUUAAUUCCUGGGUUGACCCUGGCCAGUGGUAGUCCCACCAUGAUAUCACCAGGGAUCAAAUCACCACAGGCAAAGAUCACCACCCUUGGGCAAGUUGGUGCUCUUACAAACUCUCAACAGGGUGGCAAUCCUCAGCAACAAACUCAAGGUCAGCUCCCUACCGGUACCAUUGGUCCACCCCCACCAACCUCUGCUCCCACAUCAUCUAUGAACCUUGUGUACCAACAACCCAUCCAGGGUGCUAAGAAUACCAUUAUGGUGGCCAAGCCUUCAGGAAGUGGCAACCAACAACCAAAGAAACCCAGUGGCACUUUGCAACAGCUCAUCCCUCAUCAUAUCAUAGCUGGAGGCAACAAUCAGAUUCUGCUCCAGUCAACUACAUUGCCAUCACAGCCAAUUAGGACUAAACUCGUCCAAGCACCAAUACAGAUUUCUAAUGCUCCAUCCAUCUCAAAUGGUAGCAAACCACAAGCAAAGCAACCAGACAUGCAACAAACAAUGCAACCACCACCUCCUCCAUCUGCUACGAAUGCAACACCAAGCAGUGUCAGCCAAUCAGGUAGCACUCCAACUGCAAAUCCAGCCCUGAUGCAGCCUCAGCUUCUACAGACAUGUGGUGCCCAGGCUACUAUUGGACUCAUCCAGGUACCAAUGGUGAACAUUGGUCAUCCUCUCCAGCUACAGUCGACUGCCAGUUCAACCAGUAUGACCUCUAAUCAGUCUGGUACUAUCUUGGCUAAGAGUGGAAACACCACCCCACACUUGGUACCAAGUAAUGCCAUUUCUCCUGGUCAAAUAUUCCAGCUGGUGCAGGGUCCAGGAAAAGUACCUGUACUGUCACCAGCAAUUAAAGAAAUUGAGGUCAAACAUGCUUCUACACCCAUUCCUAUUGCCCCUGCUGUGAAAGCCCCUGUGAAACCUAUCAAGCCAAGUGAAACAGAAGAGCAAGAAAAAGACAAAGAUGAGUCUGAAGAACCACUAUCUAGCAUCGAUAUAGCACUCAAGUAUGGAACAUUUCCUCAGGCUCCAAUUCCAAUGAAUAAACGUAAGGCUUCUGAAAUGAUGGAUGAAUCUGAAGAGAACAGUAUUCACAAAGCACUCAAAGUUGAAGUUAACAGGCCAGAGGAAGAGAAUGUCGAGUUCUCAUGGGAGGAGUAUCUGGAUAUCACUGGAGCUGCAGCUGCACCAUCCUCAACCUUCUCUCAUGUGGAAUCUAGUCUGAUAUGCUAUGUGAAGGUCGGAAUGAAGGUGGAGGUACCCAAUCCUAUAAUGACUUAUCCUAUCCAUGUCAAAAGUUACUGGGUAGCAACCAUCAUAGCUCUCUCUGGCUCCCUCAUGCUGUUGAGGUAUGAUGGAUGGGAGGAAGGGGACCGCUCGGGGGACUUCUGGUGGGACCUCGUCUCCAUGGAAGUCCAUCCAAUUGGAUGGUGUGCCAGGAAUGGAUAUGUCCUAACACCACCAAAUACUCUUAUCCAUAAACCAAUCAACUGGCAAGACUUCCUGAUCCAGACUCUUACAGGCACAAAGACCAUUCCAGAGCAGAUUUUAAAAGGAGCUCCAAACAGCCUUUACCCAGUGAUGAGGCUCAAGAAAGACAUCCAGGUGGACGUUAUAGAUGAGAAGUGCCCUCUACAGGCCUGGAUCUGUACUAUCAUUGAAAACUAUGGAGGCCGUCUGAAGCUGCGUAACAUGGGGUAUCCUGACGGUGAUCAUGACUUCUGGCUCUUCUACCAGUCAUGGCGGGUUCACCCUGUAGGCUGGGCCAAGGAGAGAAAAGUGGCUGUUGGUCCCCCAAAAUCUGUGAAAGAUUACAAUGCCCAUUGUCAUUCCGGUCAUUAUGCUGCCAUGUACAGGAACUCUCUAAACAAGGCUGUAGAAUCACUCAAUCUACCAGCUGAGCUGUUCAAGGAGCAUAACAAAAUCACUGUCCACAAGUUCUUGGCUGGAAUGCGAUUGGAAGCUGUCAACCCCAAGGCUCCAUCCCAGAUAUGCCCCGCCACCGUCACCGAGGUCUUCAAUAUUUACUUCUUCCGGGUCACAAUCGAUGACCUUCGACCUGAGGGUGAGAGGGAGGAGAUCCAUGUGACUUGCCAUGGCAUGUCCGGAGGGAUCUUUCCUGUUGGUUGGGCUCAACAGACAGGUGUCACAGUCACCGCACCAAAAGGCUAUGUCACUGUUCAGCCAGAUGGCCACUUUGAUUGGAAUACGUACCUGAGACAUGUGAAAGGAAAGCUUGCAAAUAAAAAUAUAUUCAAGCUGACAUCUGAGCAUGAAUUCCAGCAUGGCAUGAAGCUAGAGGCCGUCAACCCCUUCAAUGCCAACCAGAUUUGCCCUGCCACAGUGACCAAGAUAGCUGGCCGCCACAUGUGGUUGCACUUUGAUGGUAGCAAACUUCCCAACCACAUUGUUGAUGUGGAUUCAAUGGACAUCUUUCCGGUUGGGUGGUGUGAGAGUAAUGGUUACCCUUUGAGAACACCCAAGAAACUACUUGCAAGGAAAGCAAAGCGGGUCGCCAUUGUUUGGCCUGAGAAGCAGAGGUUUGCACCAAUGAGCCCUGGACGAGAUCUCUAUCAUAGAGUAAGGGAAGUAAGAGAGGCAGCUAAGGAUGAAGAAGGAGCAGAAGAAGAUUGGAUCAACAAGGUGUACUACAAUCACAAGUGUUUCUCUGGUCCUUACCUGAACAAGGGACGUAUCGCUGAGCUUCCCAAGUCCGUGGGACCAGGUAUGGUACCCUUGGUGCUAAGAGAGGUGCUCCACAUGUUGAUCAAUGCUGCUUACAAGCCUCCUCGUGUGCUCCGGGAGAUCCAGGUUGAGAACGAAGAGACGGCAGGAAUGAAUGGCUCCCUUCAUGUCAUGAAAGCUAAAUACAAGGGUAAGAGUUACCGUGCCAUGAUUGAGUUAUGCAAGACAGCCAGCGAGGUACCAAGUUUCCUGAGAAACACCUGUCUGAGUUUAGAAUGUUGUCCUAAUCUGAUCUCGCUGCAUCAGGUACAAGAUAAUUGCCCAGAACAGUGCUUCAACCUCAACAAGAGUAAAUACAUACAAGCAUAUGGCAGGAAACACAAGCCGGCCCGUCUUGGAAGACCACCUGCCCCUAAGCCCCCGGCCAAGACGAGUGAGAAGAAGGGGAAUGGGCGCAGACGUAAGAAGAGGCGGCAGCUUUUCAUCCAUCGGAAGAAACACAACAAUCUAAAGCCAGAGUCACCAGAGAAAACUAGAGCUGAAGGAGGGGUUCAAGGUGGAGGUGGAGGGGAUGCUUCUACAGCAUUGGGCAAUGCUGAAGCAGAUCCCAGGAGGAGAGAAGUACUACACUCAGCAAAGAAACCACUAGUCAGUAGAGCUAAAGCACUGCUUGACUCUGCAAAAAGAACAAAGCUUCAGCACAGUACUCCCAAGUUGGUUCUACCUCAUCGAGAGAGGGGAACUAAGAUGAAGACCUUUGCUGCUAGACUUACAUCAUCUAGAGCUCAGAGGAGGGAGGAAGAGAGGGAGAGGAUGGAGCAACAAGAGAAACAACUCAUGCAACAACACCAGAAGAAGUUGCAGCAACAGCAGAAGCAGCUGGAGCAGCAACAACGUGCAGAAGACCAAAAACAGAAACAUGCCAAAGAUAAGAAGCAAACACCCAGCCCAGUGAAGAGUGAAAAUACUUUGAAGCUGGAGAGUAAUCCUCUUCAUUGGAGUGUUGAUAAAGUCGUGAAAUUUAUCAAGAAGACAGAUUGUGCCAAUCUUGCCAAAAUGUUCAAAGAGCAGGAGAUUGAUGGUCAGGCCCUUCUCCUCCUCACACUGCCUACAGUACAAGAAUGUAUGGAACUGAAAUUAGGACCUGCCAUCAAGUUGUGCCAUCACAUUGAACGGGUUAAGAUAGCAUUCUACGAGCAGUAUGCAUCAUGACAUCCCAAAUAUAUCAAAUUGAAAAGGAAAUCAGCAAACCCCCAUGAACUGUAUUAGGAAAAGAGUUGGUUCAUUCAGGUAAUCUGUGAAAGUAUUCACCAAUGAAUCGUGCCCAAAGUAGGUUAGAUGGCAUUCUAUGAGCAGUAUAUGUCAUAACAUCUAUCAUAUUGAAAAAAAUGAUAUUCUAGAUGAUAUUCUAUGAGUAACUAUGCACCAUCAUUGUAUUGCCAGUUUCUAGAAAGACUGUUAGGUCUUUACUGGCUUUGGGUGGUCAGUGGAACAAACAGAAACUGUAAGAGGUGACUGUAGCAAUUUUGAAGUAUAGAACUCUUCAAAAUGUAUCACAAGCCCAGGAUUUCAACAAGCUACAAUCGAUGAGGGUAAUGCAGGCUGAAAUGUGCUGAUUUUUACCUUCAUGCAACUUUCAAAAUUUGCAGGGGGUUGUAAUUCUUGAAUGAUGGUACUUAAUGACUUCAAAGAUUCAAAUUACUCUAUAUGUAAAGCAGAUGUGUAUAGUUUACUUGCUGUUUGAAGAAGUAUUGAACAUGUUAUCAUGAUACAAAUGCCAAUAUCCCAUUGUGUAACUUAUUGUAGAGGCCACAGGAAUCACUCUUGCAAUUGAAGAAUAUAAUCUACUAUUUGUAUAGGAGAAGGGUGGCAUUUGUAGUGCUCAAUGUUGACACCUUUUGCAGGCUCUCAUCAAUUCAAUCUGCUUAUUUACAAAACUUGUACAUUAAAGGGAAAUGUCUAGUUAAGUGUUCAACCAACUUCAGUCAUUUAUCAAUUAUUUUUGUUUGUGCUUUACAUUUGAUUUGUAAAGCACUCAGAGACUUAGUAAAAAUGUAUCAGUGAAAGCAUGAUAUUAUUUCUUUUCAUUAUGAUUGUCUAUUAUGAUUGUCUAUCUUUCAAAAUGAUUGUCUAUUCCAUCAGUUCUCAGAGGGGCUUGUAAAAAAUCAAAGAUCGCAGUGAUUCAAUUUCCUUAAUACUCCUUUUCCAAAUUGAGAUAUAUAGAGCUUUACUUUAUGCAUACAUAUUACUUUUCUGAUGAAAAGUAACUUGCAUUGUAUUUCUGAAUGAUGAUGAAAUGAAAGAUAGUCUUAAGCCAAAAUAUGCAAGUACUCUUGUCUAGAAUUGGUUUGAAAAUUUAAACUCACCUUUGCCACCGUCU